AUGCAGUCUGUUAUCAAGGAUGGCGAAAUCAAUCUCACGACCACCAAGAAGAGUAGGACCUCCAGUUACGAGCAACUCUCCCUGAAGAAGUCUGGGGAGUCCAAGGCUGACAACAUCCUCCGGCGUGGCAUUCCAAUCACCAAUGGCAAUCCAAGCACAACUCAAUGCACGCACUGCAGCCAUGAGCUCAUGCAGAACAUCACUGUUAGGUGGGUGGUACAGCGGGGUGUCGACUUUCAAAUACACCGCAAAGAUUGCAAGGUCGUGCCCAUGCAAUCGCAUAAAUUCCUGUGUCCAGCCUGCGCCUUGGACCUGGCAGCUCAAUCCUUCAGUAUGGUCCAGAUGGCGCCGUACCAGGAUGGCUGUACCUCCGCUGGUGCCUCCUUUACCCGUUUCCAUAGCUGCCUGGCCAUGCACUGUCCAACCACUGUGGUGGAAAUCUGCCCUGAGUCGUUCAAGACUGGGAGGUCGCAAAUGGUGUUCCGCAACCAUCUGGACUUUGACCGUUUCACCAGCCAGUUUGAGGUACUGCACAGCCUUGCUGCCGAGACUGGUGACAUUAGCAAACCGAAUACACCAAGCGUCAGUUCCAACUGCUUCAGCAGACUGGGACUGGUUUGA
Molecule: messenger RNA, 621 nt
Organism: Symbiodinium sp. CCMP2456
Lineage: Eukaryota; Dinophyceae; Suessiales; Symbiodiniaceae
Source: the annotation of a GenBank genome assembly